Molecule: messenger RNA, 2571 nt
Organism: Halichondria panicea
Lineage: Eukaryota; Metazoa; Porifera; Demospongiae; Suberitida; Halichondriidae
Product: nose resistant to fluoxetine protein 6-like
Exons: 2
Coding region: 56-2389 (777 amino acids)
Molecular function (GO): acyltransferase activity, transferring groups other than amino-acyl groups
Source: RefSeq, a predicted model, not a curated record
AGCAUCACUUCCCAUGUGGUUUCCAUUUUAGUUAACACCUAAUUUGCAUUGAUAAAUGAACACCUGGUUGAAGGUUCUACUCUUCCUAGCGGCGGCCGUGUUCUGCUGCGCGCUGGGACAAGACCUGGAGCUUAUCCAACACAGGGCAGAGCAGCUAUCAGCGCAACAGGAGCUGAGGCAAGAAAACGACCCUGUGGAGGUGAUAGAACAUGUGGAAAAGGCUUUAGACCAACUCACCAAGCUGUGGACAGACCCUGAGAGUGCUGAGGGGCUACUAGAUGCUAGGAAUGAUGUUUACUCCUCCAACGAGUGUUUGCAGGCUGCAUGGAACCUUUCCUCACGCACGGACGAUUACGGCCUCCCCUUACUGGUCGAUGUCAUAGACUCCUUUGGAAAGCUUGGUGCAGGUGUUCUGAAAGGUGACCUCUACAUGUUGGGAUCCUACGAUGAGUGCCUUGACAUCCAAAAUGACACCACACAAUAUUGUUUGGCCUCAAUUGCCCUCGAUUUACCCAUCAAAACACCCUUACCACUCGUCUUCUCGGUUGGAAUGUGUGUACCCCAGGAGUGCACUGUAGCGAACCUCACUACCAUAGUCAAUACAAUUCCUGGUUUGAAAAUCCAAGCUAACCCCAUGAAACCCGGAAGUCUCGUGGACUGUCAGCCCUACAAGAAUCCCCCUUACGACGCGAAGGCUAUCAUCAUGAUCUUCGUUUGCUUCUUGAUUGUUACUAUUGUACUUGCCUCCACGAUAACAGACUUAUUCGUCCGGCUUUGGAAGGAUGGGACAAUACACCACUACUUUCCACUCCCCCCUAGGCCUAAAUCUAACAGCGAUGUGUCUGAUGACGAACCACUUCUUUUGGGCCCGGUUGUUCCCAAAAAGAAACCAUCCAAGUGCGAUCCCAUGGAGUGGGUCCAAGCGUUCUCCCUGUAUAAGACUUUGGGAACCGUCUUCUCCACUAAACAAACCUCGGCGGCCAUUACCUGUAUCAAUGGAAUAAGAGUCCUCAGUAUUCUGUGGGUCAUUAUCUGUCAUGCCUAUGUCUGGGUGUUCCAAUACACGGGGGCCGACAACACGCUGAAUCUGCUUCAAACUUUGAAAAGAUUUUCUUUCCAAGUAAUAUCAAAUGGAUUUUUCUCUGUGGACAGUUUUUUCCUUCUUAGCGGCUUGCUAGGUGCUUACUUGACCCUGAGGCAAAUGCAAAGACGAAAAGGGAAAUUCCCCUUUGUGAUGUACUACGUCCAUCGGUACCUUCGCCUCACUCCAGUGUAUGCGUUUGUAGUAUUCUUUUAUUGGUUUCUCCUGAAGCAGCUUGGCAACGGACCUACUUAUGGCGGCCUAUCUUCGUAUUUUCAGGAAAGGUGCGAUAAAUAUUGGUGGACCAAUUUCCUAUACAUUAACAACAUUUACCCUUGGAAAAUUGGAGACGAAUGUCUUGGCUGGUCUUGGUACCUUGCCAACGACAUGCAGUUCUUUGUCAUCUCUCCUCUCAUUAUCAUACCGAUGUAUUUCUUGUUCCCCCUCGGAAUUGCCAUUGUUACUGGCUUACUGUUAGGGAGUUUUAUUUCGACUGGAGUACUGGCUGGGGUCUUUGAUAUUCAAGCUAAUACUUUCGCAGCAUUUGCUUACGGAUAUAACACGACUGUGACAGAAGAUACCAGUGACCUUCUCUACACCAAACCAUGGCACCGUAUUCAGCCAUACCUGGUUGGACUCGUUAUCGGUUACCUGUUGUUCAAACAAGUUCGUGUGCCCUUCAAUCGCUAUUUCAAACUGGUCUCGUAUCUUGUCCUGUGGGCGUUGGCCAUCAUACUCAGCAUGGGAACAGUGUACGGCUUAUACGGCACCUGGAACGGUCAUGUCCCCUCCCCAGCUGAGAAUAUUAUCUACCUAACGUUUUCUCGAUUUGCAUUUUCGCUAGGGGUGGGCCUACUGGUGUACAUCUGUCACAACGGCUAUGGUGGAUGGAUCAACACGUUUCUCUCCAUGAAGAUGUGGAUACCGGCUGGUCGCCUGGCCUUCAAUGCCUACCUCAUCCAUCCUGUUAUUUUGACCGUGGUAUUUGGCGAUCUAAGGAGCCCGAUGCAUAUCACUGAUGUUGAGAUGGCUGUGUACGCAGUGGGUCUUUGUACAUUAUCGUUUGGAGCUGCUUUUUUGCUCACUGUAUUUGUUGAGUUUCCAUUUGGUAAUCUCGAGGUUGCCUUCUUCAAGUUAUUUGGUGUUGGUGCACGAGAGAGUACACGUACUGCCACAGAGGCUAAAGACCACGCCACUCACGAUGGACACCCACCCAACAAUGUGUUGGCCAAUGGAGAAAUGGAAGAUAAGAAAAGCAAGAACUCUGAAAUGGAAGAUAAGAAAGACAAGAAGUCUAUCAAUGCUUGAAGAACACAUGAACUUACUAUUGAACUCACUAUUGAUGUAUCAUGCAUGUAUAUAAUCAUAGACUUGAAUUACACAUAUAAAGUGGACGUUGUAUUUACAGGUGUGUAUGUUUAACACCUUAUAGUGGUUUAACAUGAACAAUCAUGUUAUUGUGCUGACUUUACAAGUGUUGUUUUACUGAA